CUGCCGCCACACGGCUGCGCGGACGUCACACAUUUUUCUCUUUCCUCACCUUCUCCURUCCGUCUCUUUCCCUCUCCCCCUCUCUCCUGUCUUCUUGUUCCAGCAGAGCAUCUCUCUCCUGCUGCUUUCCCUCCUCCUCCACCGCCCACUUCUUCCCAACCAUUGAGCCGACCACUCACCGCCGGCUCCUCGCCUCAUCGCUGCGCGCUUUGCUGCCUCUUUUUUUCCUUCCUCCCCUCCUUUUUUUCUUUUCUUUUUUUUUAAUUUGAAGGGCGGAGAACCGGCACUUUUUUUUCCUUAUCGGGACCAAAUCACCCUGAACACCAUGGCGAGCACCGAGGAUAAAGCUGCCAGCAAGGAGAACACGUCCAGCUGGAAGGACUCCAUCUACAACCCGAGGACCGGGGAGCUGCUGGGUCGGACGGCCAGCAGCUGGGCCCUCAUCCUGCUCUUCUACUUGGUGUUCUACUGUUUCCUGGCUGGUAUGUUCGCCCUGACCAUGUGGGUCAUGCUGCUCACUCUGGAUGACUACGUGCCGAGGUACAGAGACCGUAUCCCCAAUCCAGGACUGGUGAUUCGUCCAGAUUCAUUGGAUAUCUCCUUCAACAAAUCUGAUCCUCUAAAGUACGCUCAGUAUGUAAAACACCUGGAGUCCUUCCUUAAAUCUUAUGAUGACAUACACCAGGAGAAGAAUGAAAACUGCGUUCCUGGAAGUCACUACUUGCAGGACGAUGAUGAGGAAAUGACAAAGAAGGUUUGUCGUUUCAAGAGAUCAUCCCUGAGUCGCUGCUCCGGCCUCUCUGACACCAACUUUGGAUACCAUGAAGGGAAACCCUGCAUUCUGCUGAAAAUGAACAGGAUCAUUGGCCUGAAACCAUCUGGAGACCCUUACAUCAACUGCACCAUCAAAAAAGAAAAUCCUAUCCAGAUGCACUAUUUCCCCUAUGAGGGGCGCGUUGAUAAGAUGUAUUUUCCCUACUAUGGCAAGAAAGCCCAUGAGAACUACGUGCAGCCCCUGGUAGCUGUGAAGCUGAUGCUCACCAAGGAGGACUACAACAAGGAGCUGACGGUGGAGUGCCGGGUGGAGGGCUCCAACCUGCGCAACAACGACGAGAGGGACAAGUUUCUGGGCCGUGUCACCUUCAGGAUCAAGGUUGUGGAGUAAAGAGGGAAGAUAGCCUGUGGAACCAGAUAAGGUCGCCCGCGUUGGCUGGGGAUUUGUGUUUAAAAUAAAAAACAACAAAAAACAAAAGAAUAAUAAUAAUAGGAAAAAUGAAGGAAGCGUCAAAUACGUCACAAAGGCGUCGGUUUUCUGGAUGCGGCUGCUCAGUGUCUCACAGAUGAGUUAGGCUUCAGAUAAUUGAGCUCAGAUGUUGCUUUGAUGACCUUUCUGACCCUUCUUUCUGCCACGAUUCUUCGCUGACAUCCCCAGAACCAAACACAGGCUCUGGUUCUGACCCGACCCAUCCAUCUAUCCCUGCAUCCACCUGCUGCACUCUCUAUCCUUUAUCCAUUUUAGUUCCUUUUCUUUUCUUUUCUUUUCUUUUCUUUUCUUUUCUUUUCUUUUCUAGCGUAGAUGUGAUUUGAUGACUUAUGGCCAUUGCAGCUGAGCUCUGUGGAGCUGUUGUGUAACUGCUGAUACUUUUUAUUAUUAUAUUAUUAUUAUUAUUAAACCUCCCUGCUGUUAGAAUGAGCGUGUCCUUUUCGUCUCUCAAACCGUUUGAGGGACAGUAAUAUUAUUACGAGGAUUUCUAUCUUGCUGUAUAGUUGAGCUGAAAAAAGAGUAGAGUAUUUAUCUUCAGAAUAUUUCCAUCUCAGCACACAUCACAACGAUUUCAAGACGUACCUUGAUAAUCAAGUAUAGCCUAUGUAUCCCUGUAUAUGAAACGCCAACUACGAACUCCCUUUCAGCUAUAAAUACCUUGUGAUCCUUACCAUAUUUAGGGAAAUUUAGAUAGAUCUUUAUGUUGUGGCCCACGAAGCUGCAACCCAGURUUGUGCCGUGCGUCUCUCUGUUCGUCUGUCUGCAUGUUGCGUCUGUCUGUCUGCCUGUCUUCCUGUUUUACUCCCCUCUGCUGAGACGCGUGGGUGAGCCCUCCAGGCCUGAGACGAGCCACCUCGCUCGGCGGUGGCUGAGGCGGCAGGUGGAGAAGCGUUGCAAAAAUAAAAAGCAUUCACUGUAACUAUGUACUGUAUAUCUCUAUGUGAUCUGUAUAUCUAUCUGGGUCUCAAAGAUUGUUAGUUUACUCUCUUCUUCAGCCUGUUUAUCUGAUUGUCUGCCAAUCUAUUACUCUUCAGUGUAUAUAUCUAUAUAUAAACAUACACACGUACAAACUCGCGCGCYCACACACACACACACACCAUCAUAAUAAUAACUUAAUUCACAUUGUAUUUUUGUCACAAAACACAAUGUCUGUGCAUUGUAAAGAAAUAUAAUUUAAGCAAAGAUUUACAGAAGAGGAUCUUAUUCAAAGCUAUGUUUACACAGUCUUAAAAGGAACCCACAGUUAAAACCUGUAACAUCUCUUCAGGGUGCCUUAAGACCUGAUGAAAUAAAAUGUGGAAUAAAAGUGGUUUUGAAGAAAA
Austrofundulus limnaeus is the source of this 2586-nucleotide messenger RNA. RefSeq names its product sodium/potassium-transporting ATPase subunit beta-3. Gene Ontology annotation, cellular component: sodium:potassium-exchanging ATPase complex. NCBI's taxonomy places the organism in Eukaryota, Metazoa, Chordata, Actinopteri, Cyprinodontiformes, Rivulidae. Bases 326 to 1165 code for a protein of 279 amino acids. The transcript is spliced from 7 exons. Gene Ontology annotation, molecular function: ATPase activator activity. Gene Ontology annotation, biological process: sodium ion export across plasma membrane; intracellular sodium ion homeostasis; potassium ion import across plasma membrane. The record is from RefSeq and is a predicted model, not a curated record.